AUGUCUGAGGGUCUUCCUGAAAUGCAGUACCGGAAUCUUGGCCGGACCGGUCUGAAGGUGUCCGUCAUCUCACUUGGAAGCUGGCUGACCUACGGUGGCCACGUGGGAAAUGAAACUUCCUUCGAUUGUUUAAAGGCCGCCCACGAGGCCGGUGUGAACUUCUUCGACACCGCCGAGGGCUACUCUGCUGGACAAGGGGAGAUUGUGCUUGGUGAAGCUAUCAAGAAGUUCGGCUGGAAGCAAAAUGACUUGGUCAUUUCUACCAAGGUCUACUGGGGUGCGGCCAACAGCGCCAACCCUGAUAAGCCCCUCAACAACGUCGGCCUCUCAAGAAAGCACAUCAUCGAGGGCCUGAACUUGUCUCUUAAGCGUCUGGACCUUCCUUAUGUGGAUAUCCUCUAUGCCCACCGUCCGGACCGUGAUACGCCUAUGGAAGAGACUGUGCGCGCUUUCAACUACCUCAUUGACACUGGUAAAAUCUUCUACUGGGGCACCUCCGAGUGGACUGCCAGCGAAAUCUCCGAUGCUUGGCGCAUUGCCGACAAACUGGGUCUCAUUGGCCCUGCAGUUGAACAGCCCCAGUACAACUUGCUUGCGCGCGAGCGCGUGGAGAAGGAAUACCGCUGGCUGUACGAGGCCCACGGCCUGGGUCUCACCGUUUUCUCGCCUCUCAAGGGUGGCGUGUUGACCGGAAAAUACAACGACACUACUACGCUACCUGCUGGCUCGCGCUUGGCCAAGUCCGAAGAUGGGUACAUUCAGGGUCUUCGCAAGACUGUUGGCGAUGAUGUAUGGACGAAGCAAUUGCAGCAGGUUGCUGCCUUGAAGCCUAUUGCGGAGGAGUUGGGUAUCUCGACUGCCCAGCUGUCUUUGGCUUGGAUUCUGAAGAACCCCAACAUCUCUUCUAUGAUCACGGGUGCCUCUCGUGCUGAGCAGGUGUAUGAGAACGUGCGUGCCCUGGCCGUGGCGGAUAAAUUGACGGAUGAGGUCAUUGAGAAAAUCGAAUCUGCGAUCAACAACAAGCCUGUUACGGAGGCCAGACGGUUUUAA
This is a messenger RNA of Penicillium daleae, 1050 nucleotides long. RefSeq names its product Potassium channelvoltage-dependentbeta subunitKCNAB-like protein. The transcript has 3 exons. The coding region runs from base 1 to 1050 and encodes 349 amino acids. Lineage: Eukaryota; Fungi; Ascomycota; Eurotiomycetes; Eurotiales; Aspergillaceae. The record is from RefSeq and is a predicted model, not a curated record.